Colletotrichum lupini is the source of this 1233-nucleotide messenger RNA. RefSeq lists its product as uncharacterized. The transcript has 13 exons. The record is from RefSeq and is a predicted model, not a curated record. NCBI's taxonomy places the organism in Eukaryota, Fungi, Ascomycota, Sordariomycetes, Glomerellales, Glomerellaceae. The coding region runs from base 1 to 1233 and encodes 410 amino acids.
AUGGCCGUUUUGUGGCUGAUGGCCCGCCUGCGCUGGUCAGUGCGGUAUCACCUCAUUCUCGGUGAGAUCUCGGUCUGCAGCUUCGGUCUGACAUCUCCUUCGCAGUACACCGAGGCAGACGUUGACAAGGGCCACCAAACAUUCAAUGGAGACAGAAGACAAAUCCAUCCAACCACACCUCACCAGCAAGGGGAGACCCGCCUUUCGGACCCUGAUGAUGAUGAUUGUUUGCCGCCUGCGAAAAAGGAUCCCUGCCUGUCGGUAAGUGGCGGUGGUUCUUCUUUCGCAGCGAUACCCGCUCAAAAAAUGCAGGUAAACAAAGAGGGUACAGAGGAAGCCAGCAAUCAGCAGACGCACGAGAUGCAGAAGCGAGGACUUCAUGCCAGGGACGGGAUGGCCUGCAGAAGGAGGCAUAUCCCGUACGCAGUCACUCCGUAUAGUGCCGUGGGUGCUGAGCUUCCUCAAGUGGUUGACUUUGCGGCGGCGCGUUUCCCGAGUGCUGGGCGCGACGUCGGCGAUCGUCUGCCUCGAGAAGUUCUCGUAUCCCACCACCUGUCGCUUUGGGCACUCUUUGGCCAAAAGACCCUGAGAAACAAAGUUUUGGGGUACGGGGUCUCCGUUCGAACCCAAAGAAUGAAGGGGGGCGCCAACCAUACGGAAAGUUGGGACAAGCCAACCUUCCUGCGCAUUGCGAUAGUCCAAAAUGGUACCUAUCGUAUGGUAGCAAUGGCAAUCCCGUGCUACCUGACCUAUGAACCUACGGUUUGGCCGUCAAACAUCCUCCUCCCAACCCCGGAUCUUGCAGGAUGGAGUUUGGCGUCUCCCAUUUCAACCACGCGGGAAUGGGUUGGUCCAACAGAGAGUUUUCUACAGAUUGCCAUGCUUGGAAAAAGGUCGGCUGGCUGGGCUGAAUCAACCUUUCGCUUGACAGGAUGGCAUAAGUCAAUACGGGAAUGGCUUUUCAUAUUCGAGCAUUUCGAGCUUCUCUCUUCCACUAGGGCCUUCAAUCUCAACCGUGGUAUCAUCCUCCGCCCCCUUUACCCUGCCCAAUUCGUCUUUGGUUUUGUCUUCCCCUUGUCCUGCCUGACAUCCGUUCCCCCUCCCAUCUCGCUUUUGAUGUCUUGUCCAAAAAUUAGGGAACAGAUCGCAGUAUGGUCUGUCCAUAUUGGCGAUGACGAGGAAGGAACAGGAAAGUCGGAGAGAUGUCGAAUCGUUUUCCUCACGUCAUGGUAA